This is a messenger RNA of Rotaria sordida, 675 nucleotides long. The record is from the annotation of a GenBank genome assembly. Lineage: Eukaryota; Metazoa; Rotifera; Eurotatoria; Philodinida; Philodinidae.
AUGAAAAAUUCAACAAACAAUACAACUGAAAAAUUGAACAAUAAAGAAAGAAAAAUGGCUCGAUUACCACCCGAUAGUUUUAGUCAAAUGAUUGCCUUUAUUGCAGUUGCUUUUGGUGUAAUAGCUUUAAUACUUGCUUGUGUUGGUAUUGGUACACCGAGAUGGUAUUCAGCUUUUGUCUCAACUGGUACUGGAACAUAUGCAAAAACUAAUAGUGCUACCUUUUUCUAUACAUGCGAUGUUUCAACGAGCGGCGUAACAAACAAUUGUACAAAUCGUGAUAGCAGUCUCUAUGGCUAUCCAGGAUAUAGUUCAUCAAAUGCAUGGAUGACUGAUUACAACCAACGUAUGCAGAAUGCCGGUUCUCUAUGUAUUGUUGGUAUUCUCUUUCUUACUUUUGGCAUAGUGGCUACAUCGAUUAUGGCACUUCGUUACUUUUCUGCAUGGGCUACUUCUAUUCCACCAGCAUUAUUCUUUCUUGCAUGUCUUUUUAUGCUUGCAGGUAUGGCUGAAGGUGCUCGUUAUCUUCUUUAUAAUGAUUAUUCAGCUAAUCUGUAUCAAACAGCUCAUUUACUUACUAUGUUCGCUCUCGCUUUGACUGCUUUUGCUGCUGGUCGUGUUCAUUUCUCGCGCCGAACCGAAGCUGGUCACAAUACUCCUCAUAAUGUUGCUUGA